AUGGAAGAAAAUCCAAAUAUUAAGGAAGGAAGCUUUAGAAUGUCAUCUUACCUUGAGGGACUUUGGAGGAGGCAAACUGCACAGAUUCUGAACUCUUUUUUUGGGAUUCCAUUUGUGCAUCCGUCGGCAACACACUCGGCGUUUAUUUUGAUGGAUGAUUCACGGACAUGUUCGGGAGAAAAAGGGGAAAAAGUGUGUAAAAAUGGAGCAGCAGGGCUUGGAAAUGAAUUUGAAAGGGUUCCAUAUCCUUUUUUUACGAGAUCCAUGUGGUUUCCCGCGGGUUUUUUUGAUUGGAUGGUGCCAAGCUGGGAGAUGUAUACGAUGCCAGGUUUUUUCCGCUGGGGAGGGCCUGAACAUGCAUAUUUUCACAGGGGAAUGAAGGAUAUGAGUGAUUGGAACCGUCCAUCUUGUUGGUUUAUGCGUUCAGUGCCAUUUUUUAGUGAUGGGGUGUUACGGGAUAUGUUUGAAGUGUUUGAAGACCAACGAAUGAAAGAUAUGGAGGCAGAAUGUAUGCCUGUACGUAAGGAUGAGAGUUUUGGGGUGGAGGGAAAUCCAAGUGAUGCAUCAUUAAAACAUGUGGUUUCGGUAUUUACGAAAAAGACAUCGCGUACCUUUGGUGAUGGAUCGUAUGAAAUGGUAGAGAUGACAAAAAGGUGCUUUAGUGAUGGAACGUGUGAAACAACUGAAUAUAGGGAUUCUUCAAAUGGAAGUUCAACAAAACGAGACGAAACGUUGGAUAAUAAAGAUAAUUCUAGUGUUGCAAUGAAUACGGAUGAUGCCAACAUUACAUUAACGUUUGAUAACAAAUAG
Messenger RNA from Pneumocystis jirovecii RU7, 810 nucleotides. RefSeq lists its product as uncharacterized. The transcript has 2 exons. Bases 1 to 810 code for a protein of 269 amino acids. Lineage: Eukaryota; Fungi; Ascomycota; Pneumocystomycetes; Pneumocystales; Pneumocystaceae. The record is from RefSeq and is a predicted model, not a curated record.